AAUACUGCACAGUAGCCCCGCACUUUGAGGCAUUCACCGCAGCUGACUGACAUCUGUCCCGAGCCAGCCAUCCCGAAGCCUCCACUGUCAGCGCCAUGAACGGAAGCACGGUCCUCGUUUUCUGCCUCAUCCUGCUGAGUCUGAGUGGGACACAGGGAAUCCCUCUCUCACGAACAGUCCGCUGCUCCUGCAUCAAGAUUGAUGACCGGCCUGUAAAACCCAGGGCCAUAGGAAAACUGGAGAUUAUUCCUGCAAGUCAAUCUUGUCCACGUGUUGAGAUCAUCGCCACAAUGAAAAGGACUGAAGAGAAGCGGUGUCUGAAUCCAGAAUCUGAGGCCAUCAAGAGUUUAGUGAAAGCAGUUAGCAAAAAAAGGUCUAAAAGAGCUCCUUAAGACAGAAGCCAAUCACCACAGUGCUGUGACCGACAGACAGACAGACGGCCAAGAGCCCGUCUCCAUCACUUCCCUUCACACCGUGUGUGGCUAGCCUUAAUUGUCCCUGGUUCUCCCUGAAAGGUGACCAACCAUGGUCACAUCAGCUGCUAUUCCUAGUGACAUCAGGACGAUGGACAGUUCAUCGUCCUGAGACAAGAGCAACUCCAGUAACGAGAGUUCCCUAAGAGUUGGUCCCGAGUUCUCACACAAACCACUGCAAUGGCUCUCCCGGCGCUGUACCAUAAGCUACGCUGAGGUGCUACACUCUUAGCCUUGUGCCAAGCCCUGCCUGCUGCUCCUCUCACCCUCCUCGUCCUCCCUGUCUUAAGGUGUGUUAGGAGAUCUCUUGGAUCUGAGUUACCUGGGUUCUUUGAUUUCAAACACAGUCACAGUAAGACUCCCACCGGCCUGCUCCUGAGGCCAUGCUUUAUCUCAUGGCUUACUGCCGUCUUCCCAAGGGACCCUCGUAACUCAAAGUACUGACAGGAAGCUAGAAUGUAUAGAAAUGUAUGUAUACAUAUUAUUUAAUGAACAACUGUUCCAGAUGUAUGGUUUUUGUACAAUUUUCAUUGUAUAUGGAAGAACUUUUGUAACUGACUACACAUAUCAAUGAGUAAUUAGAGAAGUUUAUACAGACAAGAGGUUUUGAAUGUUACAUAACACAAAAGGUGUUGGUUUUCAAAAUAAAAAAUGUACUGUACUGAAAAUAUUGAGACCAAAAGGUAAUAAAGUAAAAUAGCUAAUCGGAAA
Molecule: messenger RNA, 1184 nt
Organism: Arvicola amphibius (Eurasian water vole)
Lineage: Eukaryota; Metazoa; Chordata; Mammalia; Rodentia; Cricetidae
Gene: Cxcl10
Product: C-X-C motif chemokine ligand 10
Exons: 4
Coding region: 96-392 (98 amino acids)
Biological process (GO): cellular response to lipopolysaccharide; chemokine-mediated signaling pathway; inflammatory response
Cellular component (GO): extracellular region
Molecular function (GO): CXCR chemokine receptor binding; chemokine activity
Source: RefSeq, a predicted model, not a curated record